CCCAUACCCUAGCUGAAGCAAUCACCACGAAAAACUAAUCUCAUCAGCCAUGGAAUACACCACUGUCUUCUACUCAUUCAUUUCUCUUUUCUUCACCAUUCUUGCACUCAAAUUCUACCUCUCAAGAACCACAACCCACAAAGGAAAAAACAAUAAUCUCCCUUCCGGCCCACCUUCUCUCAGCAUUCUUGGCCACCUCUACCUCCUAAAACAACGACCCUUGCACCACAUCUUCCUGAAACUCUCUGAAAAAUACGGUCCAAUAUUCUCAUUAAGGUUCGGUUCACGCCGCGUUCUUGUGUUGACAUCCAUCCCCCUCAUGCAGGAAUGCUUCACUAAGAAUGACAUCGUAUUUGCCAACCGACCUAAACAUACCUUAAACAAGUACAUUAGCUACAACAGCACAACCGUCACACAGUCCUCAUACGGAGACCACUGGCGCAACUUGCGCCGAAUCUACGCGGUUGAAAUGUUCAACAAUCAACGGCUCAACACGUUCUUAAACAUCCGGCAGGACGAGGUGAAGCGGUUAUUAUUCAGCAUGCUGUCACGUUGUUCUCAACAUGAUUUCGCCAAGGUAGAGCUGAAGUCAUUGCUUUUCGAGCUGAACUUUAAUAUUAUUAUGAGAAUGGUUGUAGGGAAGAGAUAUUACGGUGAGAAUGUGGAGAAUGAAGCGGAAGGCAGGAAGUUUAGGGCGAUAAUGAACGAUAUUUCGGAUAAUGCUGGACCGACAUAUCCAGGAGAUUUCUUGUCCAUUUUGAAGUGGACUGAUUUUGGGAGGUAUAAGAGGAGAGUGAAGGAAAUAGGUCAAAGGUCAGAUGCUUUUCUACAAGGAUUGCUCGAUGACCAUAGAAGUGCAAGAGGAGGUUCAGAGAGUGCGAAUUCAAUGCUUGCUCGUCUGCUUUCUUUGCAAAAGUCACAGCCGGGGGAGUACCCAGAUGAUAUUAUCAAAGGAAUCGUUAUGAUGAUGAUGCUGGCUGGAACUGAUACAUCAUCAGUGAUGAUGGAAUGGGCUAUGUCCAAUUUGGUUAACAAUCCUGAGGUUUUAGAAAAAGCUCGAGCAGAACUAGACUCUCAAAUAGGUGAGGAAAACUUGAUGAUCGAGGCAGACGUCUCAAAACUACCCUACCUCCAAGCCAUCAUAUCAGAAACACUUCGGCUACAUCCAGCGGCACCACUCUUGGCCCCGCAUUUAUCAUCGGACGACUGCACACUUGGAGGAUACCACGUGCCCGGUGGCACAUUGUUAUUGGUUAAUGCAUGGGCUAUACAAAGGGACCCUAAACUUUGGAAUGACCCAAGUAGUUUCAAGCCUGAAAGAUUUAUGGAGGAGGGCAAUGAGAAUGCUAAAAUCAUAGCAUUUGGGAUCGGAAGGAGGGCCUGUCCUGGAGCAGGGCUUGCCCACCGUGUUCUUGGGUUGGGUUUAGGGUCCCUUCUUCAAUGCUUUCAAUGGAAAAGGGUGGAUGAGAGAUUGGUUGACCUGGAUGAAGGAAAUGGAGGGGUCACCGUGUCCAAGUCGAAGCCAUUGGAGACCAUGUGUAAAGUCCGACCCAUCAUGCAUAAGCUUUUCCCUGAUGCUUUCUAACAUGAUUGGGGAGGUCAUGUUGAAGCCCACGCUAUCAUGAAUAAGCCUUUUCCACCAUGUUUGGAGCGGUUAUUAUGGGGAUCCUAAUAACUGGUAUUUCAGUUAU
Tripterygium wilfordii is the source of this 1691-nucleotide messenger RNA. RefSeq names its product cytochrome P450 81E8-like. NCBI's taxonomy places the organism in Eukaryota, Viridiplantae, Streptophyta, Magnoliopsida, Celastrales, Celastraceae. Gene Ontology annotation, molecular function: heme binding; oxidoreductase activity, acting on paired donors, with incorporation or reduction of molecular oxygen; monooxygenase activity. The transcript is spliced from 2 exons. The record is from RefSeq and is a predicted model, not a curated record. Bases 50 to 1585 code for a protein of 511 amino acids.